Messenger RNA from Letharia lupina, 1884 nucleotides. RefSeq lists its product as uncharacterized. The record is from RefSeq and is a predicted model, not a curated record. Bases 1 to 1884 code for a protein of 627 amino acids. The transcript has a single exon. NCBI's taxonomy places the organism in Eukaryota, Fungi, Ascomycota, Lecanoromycetes, Lecanorales, Parmeliaceae.
AUGCCAGCAGCCUUGUUCAGUACACUCGUGAACCAUGCCUCGUUCGCAGGCGCAACACCCGUUUCGAACCAACCGACGUCGAAUAUGACCUUUUCAAACGUCAACAACCAAGCAAAUAGAGACAAUGGCUUCCAAAUACUAGCCGACGGCACUCAGGAUCUCGCGGCAUUAGUGGGUCUAUUUGCUACUGACGGCGUAGAGAGAUACACAAUUGAUUACACACGAGGUUUCCUCCCUCCAGUAACCGCGCCUCUAUCACUGUUAGGUUUGUUAGGAUACGUUCGUGCGCUGCUCAAACUGAGCCUAGGCAUCGACUUCUGCGAGCGUACCGGCUUCUCGACAACAAGCUUGCGAUCAUUCGCCGGAGUAAGACGCCGCGAUGUGGCCCAGAGUGAAAGGAUCAUCGAGGUGCAUUAUUUAGAGCGUACAAUUACCGCGUCGUCCGUGGAAUGGAAGAUUGUAAAAACAGUACCACAUACUCAAGAGAGUAUGCCUUUGAUCGCUGGCGGUGGCAAGCGGGCAUUGCGUGAUCGAAGAGCUUACGACCCAUCCUUCAGCAUCGCGAUGUGCUCACUAGCCAGGAGUGGUUCCACGGCUAGGUUAGCACUUGGAAUGUGCGGGCUUUGCUUGAUGCUCACCGCAAGUCUUUCCAGCUUCAUGAUUGUAAUGUUCGCCGCUCCAUGGACUUGGGCGCGAUUCUUUGCGUGCGUUGGUCUGCCGGCCUCGGUCCUUGCAGGAGGCUUGCCAUGGUGUUGGGUGUAUAUCACUGAACACUUGCCCUUCGAAUCUUCCGAUUGGUUUCGAUCCGACUGGAAGAAUGGCACAACCCUAGUAGCUCGAUCUGCGGAUGUACCUGGGAAGUCCCUGAUGCGUAAGAAUCAUUUUGCGUACUUCGCAAGGGACGACCACUUUUACAUCUUCGACUGUCGUGCGGUCUCUGCAUCCGGGCUCCGUGCCAUAAGAAUGGCGAGUUCCUGCGCUGCAAUUUGCAUCACAGUCGCCUAUGUGUGCCAAUAUAUCGAGCUACGGUCUGCUUCAGCAAAACAAUCUGGGCUUUGGCUCGGUAUCCAAGGCAUACUGGCCAUAAUUCGAAUCCUAGCUUGGGACUGGGCCCCGAAAAUUCUAGGCUUCUCCACGGAGGUUGAUAUCAGAUGGACAGACCAGCGUGACUUGAUUUUCAAAGAUUCGCUCACCGAGCUGGAAAUCACACUUUGCUGGUCCUCUGUUCCAUAUACUGCUCCUAACGUGAUUUGGGAGACAAAAAAUGAAUCGAAAGCUGAAAGAGGCAACCCAUCUCAGGCCCCUUCCUUACCCAGAUGGCUCGUUAGUAAGAUUGAUAGCGUGAGGUUGGUAGAUGCCUUUGGCCUAUGGAACAGACUCCGCGGACGAGUGACGAUUGCAAGUGACUUCUACCAGCUUCGGGACGCCUCAGCACACUGGGACAUGCCCGACUACAUCUUUGUCAGGUGGCUGCAACUCAGAUGUCGGGCAUAUGGACAUAACAUUGGCUGUAUGGCAUCCAAGCGUCGAAUGGGAGUAGGUGCAUGGGUAUGUCGAAUCAUACAAGACAUGGACGGCAACCUACACAUGAUACCGGGCAUCUCCCUCCACGUAUAUUCUGAAGAUCGUAAAGUCGCUCCGUCAGAUGAGAUGAUAUUCUUCUCCCAUUUCGACGACCCGGAGCUGAACAUCUUAUGUUUUCCAAGAAAGCAUGCUAAUGAGACGGAAAAAUUGUACCAGGGCAUUGGAGGGUUGCCCAAUGAUCAUCGAGCCAUGCCAGGGCUCGCCAAGCGUGCAUUGGAACCGUUUUAUCAGCAGAUCGUGGGCGAGUUGUGGGCGGAGAUGCUUUCAGCAUUGGGAGUCCUUGGAUUGGCUGGGACCUGA